Marchantia polymorpha subsp. ruderalis is the source of this 1468-nucleotide messenger RNA. The record is from the annotation of a GenBank genome assembly. NCBI's taxonomy places the organism in Eukaryota, Viridiplantae, Streptophyta, Marchantiopsida, Marchantiales, Marchantiaceae.
AGAGUAGGCGAGUACGUGUAUGAGCUUAAGCAUGAAGACAACCCGGAGGCUGUGACUGUGUUCUUUCAUGGACUUCUGGUGGAUGAAUCCGAGAAGGACCAUGCUUUCUGGAGCACCUGGACAAAGUUCAGAACCCACGAAUGCUGGCCCGUGACAAUGCUGCCCAAGUUGUUGGCCGAUAAAAGUCCCUCUGACCCUUGCAGAAUUCGUGUGCUUGCGGUCUCGUAUGAGGGCAGGGUAAGCGUUCCAGAUGGAACAGAUGGGACUGACCAUUUCCUUCUUGUCGAGAAUUUGAUCUCGGAACUCAUAUACAGUGGCCGUUGUCACGGACCGGAUGGGGUAGGAGCUGGAGAAGUGCCUGUCUUUCUGGUUGGACACGACCUUGGUGGGCUCAUUAUCAAGGAAUUCGUCAUGGCAGUGGAGAAGCAAGAUGACAGUAUAGGAAGAUUACGUCAAGAAGAAGAGGACGACCUUAAAGAAAAAGAGAAACGCCAGAAUUUUCUCAGUAAUCUGAGUGCAAUUUUCUUCUAUGCUACACCUCACAAUGGAUCAGAAGCCAUCGAGGAUUUGGCCAAGGGAGUCCCCGAAGACUCGCGAAAUCGCAUGCUCGCACUGCUGAGUGUUCUUGGAUCUGACAUGUCCAGAAUAAACGCGGAUUUCAGCUUAUAUCGGUCCGGCCGUGGUGUAGGCUCAGACGUACGAUUCAAAACGUACGCCAUCGUUGCUCAGAAUCCUACAAGCCAGAAAGGAUGCGGGAAGACCAUGUUGGUUCCGGAGGCUUCAGCUAGAUUUGAUAUGGACAACUUCUAUUCGGUUUCAGCGGAUCACUUUGAGGUGUGCCAGCCUAAAGGCACUUGGUCGGCUGCCCUGACCGAACUCGGUGAGGCAAUUUAUGAGCACGUAUCACAGAUUAGGAGCUCAAAAUGACUAAUCAGACGAAUGCACAAUCGGUAACGCUCGGCAAAUUGAUGGAGAUCGAUCUCGACGUUGUGUGCCAACAUGAUACCAAGCAGAGAGUUGAGGUUUUAGUGUUCAAGAUUCGGGAUAAUGUUCCCGCAGCAGUCGGAGUUUGAGGCCUCAGGCCGUACAGUGACAAGCUGAAUAGGGUGACGUCUAGCUCGUGUAGAGUUUUGAAGCAUUUACUAGGUUCGAUAGAAAAUUUAGAUUCGCCUUGCAAUUGCAACUUCUAAGAAAAUGUUUGAAGUCUGUAAAUAUCAUGAACGUAGGAAACUGUAUCUCAUCGAGCAAGUGGGCUCCUCCACCUGUCAAUAAUUCUAUACAUGUCAGAUGAUAGUCAGAUGAUAAUUCCGUAGUCAGCCCGAGAGGGAAGAUAUCCAGUAUAAAGACCCUGAUCCACCAUUUUUCACGAAAAAGCCACAAGCUUUACCCGUAGGUUGGUAUCAAAUCAGAAUUCAUAGACAUGUGCCAGUUUCAUAUCGAAACUGGAGGAGCAACUAUAAAGAGGCGU